AUGUUGCCCUCUCGUCUCUCCCGCGCGCUUCCGCGUACUGCUCAGUUCGCUCGCGCUCCUGCUUUCAGAGUCCCCGGUGCUGCUUUCCGGAGAUGGAACUCGACGGAAGGUGGUGAGGAGAAGGUGAAGGGCCAGGUCAUUGGUAUUGACUUGGGAACCACCAACUCCGCCGUUGCUGUCAUGGAGGGCAAGGCCCCCAAGAUCAUUGAGAACGCCGAAGGUGCCCGUACGACGCCUUCCGUUGUCGCUUUCGCUGAGGAUGGUGAGCGUUUGGUUGGUAUCGCCGCCAAGCGUCAGGCCGUCGUCAACCCCGAGAACACCCUGUUCGCCACCAAGCGUCUCAUCGGUCGCAAGUUCACCGACCCUGAGGUCCAGCGUGACAUCAAGGAGGUCCCCUACAAGAUCGUUCAGCACACCAACGGCGAUGCCUGGGUUGAGGCUCGUGGCCAGAAGUACUCUCCCUCCCAGAUCGGUGGUUUCGUCCUGAACAAGAUGAAGGAGACUGCCGAGAACUACCUCGGCAAGCCCGUCAAGAAUGCUGUCGUCACUGUUCCCGCCUACUUCAACGACUCCCAGCGUCAGGCCACCAAGGACGCCGGUCAGAUCGCUGGUCUGAACGUCCUCCGUGUCGUUAACGAGCCUACUGCCGCUGCUCUUGCCUACGGUCUGGAGAAGGAAGCUGACCGUGUCGUCGCUGUCUACGAUCUUGGUGGUGGUACUUUCGAUAUCUCCGUCCUCGAGAUCCAGAAGGGUGUCUUCGAGGUCAAGUCUACCAACGGUGACACCCACCUUGGUGGUGAGGACUUUGAUAUCUCCCUCGUCCGUCACAUCGUCCAGCAGUUCAAGAAGGACUCUGGCCUCGACCUCUCCAACGACCGCAUGGCUAUCCAGCGUAUCCGUGAGGCCGCUGAGAAGGCUAAGAUCGAGCUGUCCUCUUCUCUCCAGACUGAGAUCAACCUGCCUUUCAUCACUGCUGAUGCCAGCGGUGCCAAGCACAUCAACCACAAGAUGACUCGUGCCAACCUCGAGUCUCUGGUGGACCCUCUCAUCAGCCGCACCGUUGAGCCUGUCCGCAAGGCUCUCAAGGAUGCCAACCUCCAGUCCAGCGACAUUCAGGACAUCAUCCUGGUCGGUGGUAUGACCCGUAUGCCCAAGGUCACCGAGUCCGUCAAGUCCAUGUUCGGCCGUGACCCCGCCAAGUCCGUCAACCCCGACGAGGCUGUUGCUAUUGGUGCUGCCAUCCAGGGUGCCGUCCUGGCUGGUGAGGUCACCGACGUUCUGCUCCUUGAUGUCACCCCUCUGUCCCUCGGUAUCGAGACCCUGGGUGGUGUCUUCACUCGUCUGAUCAACCGCAACACCACCAUCCCCACCAAGAAGUCCCAGACCUUCUCUACCGCCGCCGACUUCCAGACUGCUGUCGAGAUCAAGGUGUUCCAGGGUGAGCGUGAGCUGGUCAAGGACAACAAGCUCCUUGGUAACUUCCAGCUUGUUGGCAUCCCUCCUGCCCACCGUGGUGUCCCUCAGGUUGAGGUCACCUUCGACAUCGAUGCUGACUCGAUCGUUCACGUCCACGCCAAGGACAAGUCCACUGGCAAGGACCAGUCCAUCACCAUUGCCUCGGGCUCUGGUCUCUCCGAUGCUGAGAUCCAGUCCAUGGUUGAGGAUGCUGAGAAGUAUGGUGCUCAGGACAAGGAGCGUAAGGCCGCCAUCGAGGCCGCCAACCGCGCCGACAGCGUCCUGAACGACACCGAGAAGGCCCUCAAGGAGUUCGAGGACCGUCUUGACAAGGCCGAGGCUGAGCAGAUCCGCGAGAAGAUUGCCACUCUCCGCGAGUUCGUUGUCAAGAACCAGUCUGGCGAGGGCACUGCCACCGCCGAGGAGCUCAAGCAGAAGACUGAUGAGCUCCAGACUGCCAGCCUGACUCUCUUUGACAAGAUGCACAAGGCUCAGUCUGAGCAGCAGCAGCAGCAGGGCGGCGAGUCCGGCCAGCAGGGUGAGCAGAAGCCCUAA
Molecule: messenger RNA, 2010 nt
Organism: Aspergillus terreus NIH2624
Lineage: Eukaryota; Fungi; Ascomycota; Eurotiomycetes; Eurotiales; Aspergillaceae
Product: Hsp70 family protein
Exons: 4
Coding region: 1-2010 (669 amino acids)
Biological process (GO): cellular response to unfolded protein; protein refolding
Cellular component (GO): cytoplasm; mitochondrion
Molecular function (GO): ATP-dependent protein folding chaperone; heat shock protein binding; ATP binding
Source: RefSeq, a predicted model, not a curated record